Dentiscutata erythropus is the source of this 294-nucleotide messenger RNA. The record is from the annotation of a GenBank genome assembly. NCBI's taxonomy places the organism in Eukaryota, Fungi, Glomeromycota, Glomeromycetes, Diversisporales, Gigasporaceae.
AUGCAAGACGAAAUUAAUACUAAAGCUUUGGCAUAUGCCCAAAAGCGUGAAGGAAGAUGCUUAACUAAAGAUUUAUUACAUAAAAAAUUUCCUCUUCGAAAACCUAAAUUCUUAAAAGGAUUACAUCUAGAUGGGUAUAAUGAGGAGCUAGGCUUGGCCUUCGAAUAUAGUGGUAAUCAGCAUUAUCAAAUCGUGCCUUUUUUUCACCCGCAAGGGCAGAUGAAUCUAGAUGCACAAAUUUGUCGUGAUUGGGAAAAGAGGGCAUUAUGCUACAAGGAAGGAGAGGCAACAUAG